AUGGGUUCAAUGGUGGAAGAAAGCAGCAGCAGCAGCGCUGAUAAUAUUCAACCAAGGAAUUACUGGAGAUGGAGCAAACAAGACUUCUUCCCAGAAGAAUCAUUCCAGAGUUGGGCUAACUACAAGUGUGCCAUUAAGCAAACAAAAUCGCGGUUCAAGGACCGCUUCAUUAGCCGAUCAGAUGAUGCUAAGGAGCUUGGAGAAGUCAGGAAACAGAGCGAAAAUGACAUGAAAAAGUGCCUGAAUUGGUGGGAUCUUAUCUGGUUUGGAUUUGGAUCAGUCAUUGGAGCUGGCAUCUUUGUGUUAACUGGCCAAGAAGCGCAUAAUCAUGCAGGACCAGCUAUUGUGUUAUCCUAUGUCGCUUCUGGCCUUUCUGCAAUGCUGUCUGUUUUUUGCUACACAGAAUUUGCAGUGGAAAUCCCUGUUGCUGGAGGGUCAUUUGCUUACCUGAGAGUUGAGCUAGGAGACUUUGCCGCCUUCAUUGCCGCAGGAAAUAUUUUCCUGGAAACAGCUUUGGGAAAUGCAGCAGUUGCGAGAUCAUGGACUUCCUACUUUGCUACUUUGAUCAACCUUCAACCCGAUUCGCUGCGCAUACACACGAAUCUCAGCAAAGGAUACAACCUGUUGGAUCCUAUUGCGUCUGCAGUUAUCGUUGUAGGGUAUACGAUAGCAAUUGCAGGAACAAGAAGGACUUCACAGUUGAAUUGGAUCGCAUCGGCAAUCAAUACUGUUGUGAUCAUAUUUGUUAUAGUUGCGGGAUUUUCUCAUGCCAAGACUUCCAAUUUGUCCCCUUUUCUGCCUCAUGGCGCUGAAGGGGUGUUUAAAGCAGCAGCGAUUGUUUAUUUUGCGUAUGGAGGAUUCGACAACAUCGCAACCAUGGCAGAGGAGACGCGGAAUCCAUCAAGAGACAUACCGUUAGGGUUGCUUGGAUCAAUGUCACUAAUCACUGUGAUAUACUGUCUCAUGGCACUGUCACUAAGUAUGAUGCAGAAAUACACAGAUAUUGACCCUAAUGCUGCCUACUCUGUUGCAUUUCAGAGUGUGGGGAUGAAGUGGGCUAAAUAUUUGGUAGCACUGGGAGCUCUGAAAGGAAUGACCACUGUGAUACUAGUGGGUGCACUUGGUCAGGCAAGGUAUAUCACUCACAUAGCAAGAGCACACAUGAUACCUCCAUGGUUUUCGCUUGUUCAUCCGACAACAGGAACUCCUAUCUACGCAACACUCUUGAUCAUGAUCUCAGGUUCCUGUCUCGCUUUCUUCACGGGAUUAGAUGUCUUGUCAAACCUGCUAGCCAUCAGCACACUCUUCAUCUUCAUGAUGUUGUCUGUCGCAGUUCUCGUGAGGAGGUACUAUGCAAGAGGGAUAACUCCUAAAGGAGAUGCCUUGAAGCUGGUGAUCUUCAUAAUGACCAUCAUAGCUUCCUCUAUGGGAACUUCUGCAUACUGGGGGUUGAGGCCAAAUGGCUGGAAAGGCUACACUAUCACAAUUCCUCUUUGGUUUUUAGCAACUUUGGGGAUCUCAGCAUUUUUAACACAGCAAAGAACUCCAAAGGUAUGGGGUGUUCCACUGGUUCCAUGGCUGCCAUCCCUCUCAAUUGCUACAAAUUUGUUCCUCAUGGGAUCUUUAGGAGCUCAGGCAUUUAUAAGGUUCGGAAUAUGUACUGUAGUAAUGCUGAUUUACUAUCUGUUUGUUGGUCUACAUGCUACAUACGACUUGGCUCAUCAACAACAAUCUAGGAACAAAAUUCUACAAGACGAUAAAGAAGCCAACACAGACAAUCUUGAAGAUGGCGCACGAAAACCCAACACCACUUAG
Messenger RNA from Oldenlandia corymbosa var. corymbosa, 1815 nucleotides. NCBI's taxonomy places the organism in Eukaryota, Viridiplantae, Streptophyta, Magnoliopsida, Gentianales, Rubiaceae. The record is from the annotation of a GenBank genome assembly.